Messenger RNA from Anopheles coustani, 1602 nucleotides. RefSeq names its product splicing factor ESS-2 homolog (gene Es2). The coding region runs from base 46 to 1536 and encodes 496 amino acids. Lineage: Eukaryota; Metazoa; Arthropoda; Insecta; Diptera; Culicidae. The transcript is spliced from 3 exons. Gene Ontology annotation, cellular component: catalytic step 2 spliceosome. The record is from RefSeq and is a predicted model, not a curated record.
CUCAGCUUUAAUUUGAACAAAACCAGUGUUUCAAAGUGAAUAAAAAUGUCGAAACCAGGAGAAAGAGCGCUUCAGGCAAUCAAGGAACAAGACAAAACCGUUGCAGUAUUCAAAACACCCGUUGUUACGAAGGCUAAGACCAAGGACAAAAUCAUCCUAACCGAGGAGGAAUAUCUACAGGAAAUGGGUAAAAUCAUUCAGCGCGAUUUCUUUCCGGAUCUGCAAAAGCUGAAAGCACAGAAUGAAUACCUGGAUGCCUUGGCGAGCAACGACGUUUUUAGGCUCAGACAGAUCUUCUCCAAAUACAGCUCAAAGAGGCCAAAUUCGUCCAGAAUUGCAAGUCCCGCUACGUUCGAAACACCUCUCCCGGAUACCACACCAGCUUCGGAACUGCCCCCUUCGGUCCGAUCCACAUCGACCGUAAGCUCGAGCAAAUCCACCAAAUCCAUCGGAGACAAGCACUCGUUGGACAGCUUCCUGCAGACGUACACAAGCGAAGACAAUGAUAGUUUUCAGGAGAUUAUCGAAACGGCGGAUCGUAAGCUCCGGCAAAAGUUCGCCGUUCUCUACCAAGCGGAGGGAUCUUCGGCGAUUGAGAUGAACAAAUGUUUGGCCCUGCCGUCCAUCGAGCAACAGUUCGAUCAGCGAGAAAAGCCGAAGCAGCUGGACAUGUGGACCUACACCAACAAAAACUUCAUCAUGUACACACCCGAAGGUGUGGAGCUGACCAAAGAGGAACAGCUGGAGAUGGCCAAGCGGAAGCAAGAGAUAAGCCACUCCUGUACGCGCCUUCACCGGAAUCCGUUCAACGAUCAGGACAGCAAACAGGCGAUCGUGGAAGCGGCCAAAACGCAGGCGAAACAUUUGCCUGAAAAGAUCGGAGUCGAUGGCAAAGUGGUGGACACGUCGAGCGACACGCCGAAGGUGCGUGGGUUUGGCUUCGUCAAGAGUCCCUCACCGUGCCCUGGUGUUACCGACAGUCCGCUUUUUACAUGGGGCGAAAUCGAGGGAACCCCCUUUCGUCUGGACGGUGGUGACACCCCGCUACACCCAUCAUCCGCCGGACCCUCUUUUCGCAUAGUGGAGACAUCAAAGCGCGAAAACUUGGCCCUCCAGCUGGCCGAAAAGGCGGCGGAAAAGUCACGCGAAAAGAAAGCAAAGGCAAUCGAGGCAGCCCGGCGGAACAUGGCGUCCCCGAUGGUGCGCAGCUCGUUCGAGCGAUUGGCCAGCAUGUCCCCAGCGGCACGUCGAUUAGCCACGAACAAGAUAGGCUUUCUAAGCACACCGAGUCCUCUUCGGUCUCCGGCGCGAUCGGUAGGUCUUAAAACACCUACCAUGCGGGGACCGGGAAGUGCCAAAGCGCGCCAUAUCGUUGCUUCCCCGGUGGGAAUGGUUCGCCGGAAGACACCGCUCGUGUCGGGAAGUGACCGACCGAACGUCAUUUCGAAGGGUGCGGGUGCGGGUGCGGAUCUCACUGACGAUUUACUGGACAUUCCCACCGGAGGGAAACGUCCGAAGGCCGCUGAUUUCUUCUGAAAGUUUUACGCUUUCGUUGUUAAAUUUAAAGUAAGAAUAUAUAAUUAAGACGAGUCUCAUAACAUA